GAAAACUCGGCGACCGAAGUGGCUGAAAGGGGGUGUAUCUAAUUCAAGAGAACGCCAUCACCACAGACUAAAAUUACAGAAAAACCAAUCCCCCGACCUCAAUAAAAAAUAAUCACACUCCACCCCUCUCCGAUCGAAAGAGAGAAAGGAAGGAAGGAAGAAAAAUGGCAACAGCUCCGCCGAACGGAAUUUCGUCCCUCUCGUCGGACGCAUAUCUGGAAAGCAAGAUUGUGAAGGAGACUAGGUCACUAGUCGCCGAUCUCUGCCGUCAGUUCUACACACUCGGGUGGGUGUCAGGCACCGGAGGCAGCAUCACCAUCAAAGCCCAUGACGACUCCGUACCCAAACCCCAACAGCUCAUUGUCAUGUCCCCUUCUGGGGUUCAAAAGGAGAGAAUGGUUCCUGAGGACAUGUAUGUGCUGUCUUCGAGCGGCUCGAUCCUGUCCGCUCCUUCCCCCAAACCAUACCCUCACAAGCAUCCUAAGUGUACGGACUGCGCUCCUAUCUUCAUGAAGGCUUAUCAGAUGCGUAAUGCUGGGGCAGUAAUUCACAGUCAUGGGAUGGAGUCUUGUCUAGUUACAAUGAUUCAUCCCUCAUCAAAGGAGUUCAGAAUAACUCAUAUGGAGAUGAUAAAAGGAAUUCAAGGGCAUGGUUAUCAUGAUGAGCUUGUGGUUCCAAUAAUAGAAAAUACUGCCCAUGAAGCAGAGCUCACAACAUCCCUUAGUGAAGCGGUGGCAGCCUACCCAAAAUCAACAGCAGUGCUUGUUCGCAACCAUGGGAUUUAUGUAUGGGGAGACUCAUGGAUCAGUGCCAAGACUCAGGCUGAAUGCUAUCAUUAUCUCUUCGAUGCUGCUAUCAAACUCUAUCAGUUGGGUUUGGACUGGUCUAGUCCAAGUCACGGUCCACUUCACAAUGUAAAAGGUUUAUCGGGUGAUGGUAGGAAUGUAAACGGGGCUAUGAAGGCUGGGGUUCUGAAUGAAAAUAAUGCACUUGAGCUAUCUAGACAAUGUAUUCUUCUUGACAUUGAAGGCACCACAACCCCAAUAUCAUUUGUUACUGAUGUUCUUUUCCCAUAUGCCCGUGAUAAUGUGCGGAAACAUUUAACUAUCACAUAUGACAGUGAAGAAACUCAAGAUGACAUUAAGCUUCUGCGAGCCCAAGUUCAAGAUGAUUUGGAGCAAGGCGUUGUUGGUUCUGUGCCCAUUCCCCCCGAUGAUGCUGGUAAAGAGGAGGUGAUUGCAUCCUUGGUAGCUAAUGUGGAGGCAAUGAUAAGGGCUGACAGGAAAAUUACCGCUUUGAAACAACUGCAGGGCCAUAUAUGGAGAACUGGAUUUCUACAUAAAGAAUUGCAGGGAGUAGUUUUUGAGGAUGUUCCAGAAGCUCUUGAGAAAUGGCAUGCUAUGGGCAUCAAGGUUUACAUAUAUUCUAGCGGUAGUAGAGAGGCUCAAAGGCUUCUCUUUGGAAAUACAGCAUAUGGGGACUUGAGGAAAUAUUUAUGUGGAUUCUUCGAUACGGUGAUAGGAAACAAAAGAGAAACAUGCAGUUACUUGGAGAUUUCACAGUCAGUUGGAGUUGAUAAGCCAUCUCAGAUCUUAUUUGUGACAGAUGUCUUUCAAGAAGCUGUGGCUGCAAAGGCAGCAGGUUUGGAAGUAAUAAUCUCCAUCCGUCCAGGAAAUGGAACUCUCCCAGAAAACCAUGGGUUUAAGACAAUCAAGACCUUUUCAGAAAUCUAAGCAAAUGCCAUCUAGAGAGAACCUUGAAUUGUUGCCACUUCUUUUCUUUUCUUCUAUGGGUGAAACUUAUUAAUGGCCUGGUUUUCAUAACCACGGCAAAUGUGUACGUUCAUCAGGCGCCUUACCUUGGAUGGUCUGUAUCCCAAAAUUUCCACAUAUUGUACACUCCUAAGUCCUAACCCUUGGAUUGGAGGAUUCUCUGUGGUGGGCUUCUUUCCAAUAACCAUCCAUUUUCUUUCCCCCUGGGCCUCCAUUGAUAAUGGUUAGGAUUGAAGAUGGGUAUGAUUUCUGAGAGUAUGGCUCAUCUAAGGAACAGGAUAAUUGAUGAAUAGUUCAUAUGUUGCAUUCGUUUGCCACGUGUUUGAAAAUUGAGCUUCUGAUAACUUUGGUGAGAAAAAAAGUGACAAACAGUAGUCUUGCCCUAUACUCUGCAUCUUUCCAGAUGAUAUUGUUACUGAAAAAAUGUUAUAUGGAAAUUUCAGGAUACUAAUAAAAGUUUUCUAUUACAAGUUC
Messenger RNA from Magnolia sinica, 2246 nucleotides. RefSeq names its product probable bifunctional methylthioribulose-1-phosphate dehydratase/enolase-phosphatase E1 1. Gene Ontology annotation, cellular component: cytoplasm. The transcript is spliced from 12 exons. The record is from RefSeq and is a predicted model, not a curated record. Lineage: Eukaryota; Viridiplantae; Streptophyta; Magnoliopsida; Magnoliales; Magnoliaceae. Bases 165 to 1733 code for a protein of 522 amino acids. Gene Ontology annotation, molecular function: acireductone synthase activity; magnesium ion binding.